AUGAAGAGACUACGGAUAGAGAGAUGGAGCGGGCAAUUGCUGACACCGCGGACGAGAACGAGAACGAUACAGCCAUGCUGUCUCCGGCAGCAGCAGCAAAAGCUAGCUAGCUAUACAGCGCGCUCCUAUUCCUCCUCAUCAGCAGCAAAACACCCUUCGCCGGACGAUGAACUGGUAUUCGAAGAUGAAGGAGAGCAUCCCGAGCUAUCAGCGUCCGACUACCCUUCGAUACCUUCCUACCCAUCACCACUGCCCUCCGCAGCUCUCGAAUCCGCCAAACUCGCCGCUCUCCAUGCUCGAUUGGGCAUACCCAAGAAGCUUCCCUUACAAACGAUGGCGCGAACCUUAGUCGAUCCAUCCGCCGACCCUCACAAGCAUUUCAAUAAUGCUUCUCUUGCUCAGCUCGGCGGCUCUAUAAUGAGCUACCACGUCUCUGAAUGGCUCUUGUGCACGUACCCGCGGCUCCCCAUGACGGUGCUCUUCGCUGCACAAUACGCCUACAGUGGACCAAAGACGCUGCAACUCGUGGCGCGGGAAUGGGGCGUGGAGACCGCAGCGGCACCGGGCGAGGAGGUGGAUCCUGGGCUGCUGCAAUUCUCGAAACUGGAGCCCGGGACCAAGUAUGGGGCAAAUAGGGAGGGAGGAACUGUACGGCCUGACAGCAGAAGCUACUACCGGAGAGGCAUCAGCAGCCGAGUCGUAUACGAUGAUGAAUUUGGUGACGCGAUCCCGAAACUGAAGGAUCAAAAUGAGCCGCUGCCGGCCGAACUGGCCUACUCAAAUUUUGUGAAGGCUGUCAUCGGGGCUAUAUACCUACACUCCGGGGCCGAGCCCGCGAAGACAUUUGUGAAACGACAUAUCCUCUCCCGACACCUUGCUAUGCCCGGCCUCUUCCAGUUCAAAUUACCCGUGCGGGAAUUAUCUCGAUUGUGUAAUAGAGAAGGAUUUGAAUACCCUGUUGCGAGGAUAUUGAGCGAGACUGGUCGCCUGAGCAGACAUCCUGUAUUUGUUGUGGGGAUUUACAGUGGAAAGGAUAAGUUGGGUGAGGGCUCGGGGCCAAGUUUGCAGGAAGCGAAGACGAGAGCUUGUGUUGCUUCGCUGAAAGCGUGGUAUUUGUACAGCCCCGGAAAGGAUGUUCCAGUGCCGAGCGAUAUGGAAAGCGGCAAAGGGGCUGGGGAGAGGGGUUGGGAGCCGGUGCAUAUUGAUAUGGGCGAGGUUAUACAUUAA
Molecule: messenger RNA, 1227 nt
Organism: Venustampulla echinocandica
Lineage: Eukaryota; Fungi; Ascomycota; Leotiomycetes; Helotiales; Pleuroascaceae
Product: RNase III
Exons: 1
Coding region: 1-1227 (408 amino acids)
Biological process (GO): primary miRNA processing; regulation of gene expression; rRNA processing
Cellular component (GO): nucleus
Molecular function (GO): double-stranded RNA binding; ribonuclease III activity
Source: RefSeq, a predicted model, not a curated record